Messenger RNA from Telopea speciosissima, 1716 nucleotides. Its product is annotated as endoplasmic reticulum-Golgi intermediate compartment protein 3-like. The record is from RefSeq and is a predicted model, not a curated record. NCBI's taxonomy places the organism in Eukaryota, Viridiplantae, Streptophyta, Magnoliopsida, Proteales, Proteaceae. Bases 187 to 1347 code for a protein of 386 amino acids. Gene Ontology annotation, cellular component: COPII-coated ER to Golgi transport vesicle; endoplasmic reticulum. The transcript has 13 exons.
AAGAAGAAAGGAGAGAGCCCGAGUUGCAGAUCCCGCGCCUUUAACCCUUCCUUGAAUCAGAUGAAUCACUAUUAAGGUUUUCGGGCCGGAGGUGUUUUAGGUUUUUCACGAACGAACGAGCAACCGAGCUUCUCUCUCUGCUGCGUGCCUUGGAUCCCCUGGCUUCUGCUGCUCUAGAGAGUCGCCAUGGAUGGUAUCUUCAACAAGCUUAGAAAUUUGGAUACAUACCCCAAGAUCAACGAGGAUUUCUAUAGCAGAACCCUCUCCGGAGGACUUAUCACCAUAUUUUCUUCCGUCCUUAUGCUCUUGCUCUUUUUCUCCGAGCUCAGAUUAUACCUCCUUGCUGUUACCGAAACAAAGCUUGUGGUAGAUACUUCUAGAGGAGAAACAUUUCGUAUCAAUUUUGAUGUAACAUUUCCAGCCCUUGCAUGUUCUAUUGUCAGUGUUGACGCCAUGGAUAUCAGUGGAGAGCAACAUCUUGAUGUGAAACAUGAUAUAAUCAAGAAAAGAAUAGAUGCUCAUGGGAAUGUAAUUGAAGCUAAGCCGGACGGGAUUGGUGCAACCAAAGUAGAAAAGCCUUUACAGAGACAUGGUGGCCGACUUGAACACAAUGAGACAUAUUGUGGUUCAUGUUAUGGUGCAGAAGUGUCAGAUGAUGAUUGCUGUAACUCAUGUGAAGAAGUCCGUGAAGCAUAUCAAAAGAAGGGCUGGGGUAUGUCAAAUCCGGAUUUGAUUGACCAGUGCAAAAGGGAAGGUUUCCUACAAAGGAUUAAAGAAGAAGAAGGUGAAGGAUGUAAUAUUUAUGGAUUCUUGGAAGUCAACAAGGUGGCCGGGAAUUUUCACUUUGCUCCUGGGAAGAGCUUUCAGCAAUCAAAUGUCCAUGUACAUGAUUUGCUGCCUUUCCAGAAAGAAAGUUUUAAUAUAAGUCACAGAAUCAAUAGAUUAUCUUUCGGAGAACAUUUCCCAGGUGUUGUGAAUCCUCUUGAUGGGGUGCAGUGGAUGCAAGAAACACCAAGUGGGAUGUAUCAGUAUUUCCUUAAGGUGGUCCCAACUGUAUACACUGACAUAAAUGGCCGCACUAUCCAGUCGAAUCAGUUCUCUGUAACAGAGCAUUUUAGGGGUGCAGAAUUUGGCCGUCCGCCAUCCCUUCCUGGAGUUUUCUUCUUUUAUGACCUUUCUCCAAUUAAGGUGACUUUUACAGAGGAACAUGUAUCAUUCUUACACUUCCUGACAAAUGUUUGUGCUAUAGUUGGAGGUAUUUUCACGGUUUCGGGAAUAGUGGACUCGUUCGUAUACCAUGGUCAAAGGGCAAUCAAAAAGAAAAUGGAAAUUGGCAAAUUCAGCUGAUUCAUUGGUCAUUCUGGAAAUGACUUGGAUUCUUUUGUUUGGUAUGCCUGUCAAAGAGCUUUCCAUGAAGAAUUGAUUGGGCAGGUAAACAACUUGGCGGACGUCUCUUGAGGAUCAAUUUGCCGGCUUCUUGAAGCAUAACUCUGAUUAUGUCUCAAAUAAUUAUAUUUAGUGGGUUAACUUUCUUCCUCUCCUUUUAGCUAUUGUUCUUCCUUUUUUUCCAGUUUAACUUGUUUCUGUAAUCUAAUUGAUUAUGUGAAUACCCAUGGAAGAAGUGGUCAUCAAGGAUUGAGGUAAGGAUUUCUGUGGAGUACCAAAUGUAACUGAUCGUUUGAAAGAAGCUUGCAGUGGCAAUCUGUGUUGAUUGCA